CGCGUCGCGUCGCACCGCGGCUCGGCUCUCGGGCCUCGGCGGCGCGCGGCGCGGUUCAGUCCGGUUCAGUGCGGCGAGGUUGGCCGAUAAGCGUGCGCGCGCGCGUCCACGAGCCUGUCCAGAACGUUCGACGUGGGGGAGAGCGCGUAAAGAAUUCCGGUUGGCGGCCGCGUGGCGAGGAGGUUCGUGUCCCUGCGUCGAGUCCGUCCCCGGCUUCGUCAAGAUUCUGCGGCACGCGCUCGGCACGAUCAGGAGGAUGACGACGGCGGUCGACAAGGAGGAGGCGCGGAAGCGCCUGACGCCGCUGCAGUGGCAUGUGACGCAGGAGAAGGGCACGGAAAGGCCGUUCACCGGUUGCUACAACAAGUUCUACGAAAAGGGGACGUACACCUGCAUCGUGUGCGACCAGGAGCUAUUCGCCUCGGACACCAAGUACGACAGCGGAUGCGGCUGGCCCGCGUUCAACGAGGUUCUGGAUCAGGGACGCGUCAAGCUGACCAAAGACACCACUCAUGUCGGCGGCAAUCUACUACUGCUGAUCGCAAACCCAGAUAUGGUGCGGACCGAGGUGACCUGUUCCAAAUGCGACGCGCACCUGGGCCACGUGUUCAACGACGGGCCGAAGCCGAUGAGGAAGCGCUUCUGCAUCAACUCUGCCUCGAUAAGCUUCCAUCCGGCGGGGGAGGAGAAAACGUCCUCGUAAAACCGGGCAGCGUGCGUCUAUUGCAUCCUUUUACCUAAUUUUUAUAUAACGAGUCUCGAAGGAGGAGUCACAUCUCGUACUAUGGAUAUUAAAAUACCUCCGUUUUUAUUAUUUAUGCGUUGUAAAGAGAGAUAGUAAGUAAAAAUAUCGGUCGAAAUACCAAACGGGCUGUCUGUAAAGUGAAUCUGUUACUAUUAUAGGGAAUAUUUAAUAUUUUAUCACCACCGACGAUGUGCUGUUAACAAGCGUUUUUACGUCAUUUACUACAUUGGAUCGAUAGUAUGACGAUAGUAGAUGUUAAUUGUGUACGAGUCUCGAACGUACUCGCGUAUACUCCUUUUUACAUUGGAGUCUCCGUCGCAAGUUAAAGAAAUGUACCGUUGACGUGAAUAUAGAGCGUUUCCGACCGACUUUUCACUUGCGACGAGAACUCCGUGCUAUCGGUUCCCUCGAAUCACAUUGUACACCGCCUACUUUCGAUAUUACAAAUGUACAUUUCCGUAUCAACGGACAAAGUGUAACCACCCACACGGGAUGUAUGUGUACCACGUGGUGUGCGAAAACGCGCGAUACCGGACGGAUGAUAGAAUUGUCUAACCGAGAGAUGUUAUUUUUUCAAUAAACGCCAUAACGUGUAAAUACCACCUAUUCUAACUUAAUAAUAUAUUAAAUGAGGAAUAAAAUGUGGUAGUCAUCAUUUCCUAUUCCUCUUCAAUACUGUUCGGCAGGGAAGAAUAUUUUAUACGAAGCUGACAAGUUUGUUAUAAAAUGUUUCCUUAUAUUGUAACGUUUCAAAACAAACUGAAAGGUGUUAUAAUACAAUAUAUACGCAAAAUUCUAGGCA
Messenger RNA from Vollenhovia emeryi, 1547 nucleotides. It is a transcript of the gene SelR, whose product is annotated as methionine-R-sulfoxide reductase B1. Gene Ontology annotation, biological process: protein repair; response to oxidative stress. NCBI's taxonomy places the organism in Eukaryota, Metazoa, Arthropoda, Insecta, Hymenoptera, Formicidae. Bases 257 to 703 code for a protein of 148 amino acids. Gene Ontology annotation, cellular component: cytoplasm. The transcript has 3 exons. The record is from RefSeq and is a predicted model, not a curated record. Gene Ontology annotation, molecular function: peptide-methionine (R)-S-oxide reductase activity.